AUGGUGCUAUGCAAUGCAAUUGUUAGUGUGAAGACAGAACUUCAUCUUUAUAAGGACUAUGUGGUGGUCACUUUUGUUGAUAUUAUCUUGGUCAGAUGUAUCUGUGGCAGGCAGAUUUGUCAUGAUGAGAUCAAGUAUAUAGUUGGAAAAGGUGUGCAAACAAUGGAACUUCACACUAAAGGGAAUGUUACAGUUAUGGAGGGUCAGUCAGUUACAUUACGGUGUGACUGUUCUGAAGAUGCCAAGAUAGCAUUAGUUGAAUGGAAAAAAUCCAGAAACAAAACAAAACUUGCAGUGUACAGCCCAAACGGUACUCAUCACCAUGAUAAGCGAAUAAGAAUGGAAGUCAACAAUCAUCAUUCCACAAUCUCAAUCAAAAAAACUGUCAAAGAAGACGAGGAUUGGUAUUUUUGCAUAUUUCAGACCUUUCCAAAUGGAAAGCAGGAGUACAAAAUAUAUUUGAAUGUAAAUGAUAGCAUCAUGUUGAAGGAUCUUUAUAUGAGAAAAGUGCCAAUAUACAUUUCAGUUUUAUUUGUUGGAGCUGCAGUCGUGCUUAUGAUAAUUGUACUAGUUAUAUGGAAAAAGAAGAGAAAACCAGCAGUUAAAGCACUUUACCAAAAACCACAAAAGAAUAUGCCAUUUUAUGAAAACGUUGAUAAUGUACCAGAUAUGGAAUUGGAUGGGAUUGUGAAUAAUGACGGAGAUACAAAGAGGCUUCAAGGUGAUUUAGACCAAUUGAGUGAAUGGGUAAAAGAUGGCAGUACAAAUGUGAAGUGA
Molecule: messenger RNA, 777 nt
Organism: Chiloscyllium plagiosum (whitespotted bambooshark)
Lineage: Eukaryota; Metazoa; Chordata; Chondrichthyes; Orectolobiformes; Hemiscylliidae
Source: RefSeq, a predicted model, not a curated record